CCUCCAUCCGGAAAUCACUUCCUGGGAGUUGUUUUCUCUGCGGGUUACCCGCAAGUGUUUGUUUGGUGGCGCUUUUUUCACUGUCUCUCCCUCUGUGGGAAACUGAGGCUUUUUGCGAGGUUUUAGCCCGAGAUCGUAAGGGGUUGUUGACUUUAAAGACUAGGUUGACUAGCAGUUAAAGCGGGGAAACUAAGAAUUUCAUCACUUCGCUGGAUCCCGCGAGGGAACCACAGGAAUAGCAGGAUAAAGCAUUACCCUUUUUGCAGUAUUACUUUCCUCAGGACCUCGCCUAUAUACUUGUCUUCAAGGCGCUUCCUCAAACAAAAAGAUUUUAACACCACAAAAAUAAGUUGCGUAGCUGUUGAUGUAGCAGUUGGAGUGGAAAUUAAGUGAGGAGAAAAUAUCGCAGUUACAGAAAAUAUCUCUUUAAAUUUAAAGCUCAUCAUUUUUAAAGUCCUGGAGGGGGCGGAGCUGGGCCUCAGUUUUUUAAAACAAAAUGCUGAGAUGCCUGAAAGUGGAUGGCUGUAAAUGAAUUUGUUCAAAUAACUUUCAUUUGCAGUUGGCUGGUAAAGGGACCUGCGCAACUCACCACUAGAGCCCUGGCUCCUUCUUGAGCCAUGCAUCUGAAUUACUGUGUGGCCUGUGCUGAGGUGGAGUGGUUACCCGUGACUCAGGAAUUGAGCUUCCAAAAAUUUAUUGAACAAUCUGACUUAGUAGAGGAACUUAAAUAUGACUUUAAUGAAAAAUCUGAAUUGAGACACACUGAGACACAGCGGCCUUUUGUGUUUAACUAUUAUAAAAAUGUCCUGGAGAAGAAUAGCAAGCGCUACCAGGCCCUUGGCCAUUUGCUUGAACAAUACAUUUAUGAACUUUUGGAGAAAGUGUGCAAAUUACAAAAGGUAUAUAUCCCACGAGAGGCUGAUAAGGAAGCAAGAAGCUUCUUUUUCAUGAGUGAGAGAGCAUUAACAAAUCAUCAUUCUGCUCUUCUUGUCCUUCUUCAAGACCAUGGGGUCUUUAGAGCUGGUCAAUGGAGUCAGCAGGCAAUAAUACACCAUGGUCUCCAACAUGGAAGUCAGAUACCAUGUAUUCAAAUGGCCUUGCAAGCACAUUAUGAUGUAAUUGUACUAAACCCCAAUGACAAUUUUGUGGACCUAACGACAGAAAAAGAGUGGGAAGUCCUUUUAACACAAAAUGUUGAGUCCUCCUCCAGAAAAAUGGUUCAGGCUGAGAGCUUUUUAUCUCCCCAGCAGUCUCUCCAAUGCAUUCCAAAAAGAUGCAGCAACACCCCUGAAGAACACGUGGCUUACAUUUGGGAUUCCUUCAUUUCAAAGACUGAAGGCAAGGAUGUUGCCUUCAUUGUACAUGGUUAUGGAGGCUUGGUUUUUAUGGACUUGCUUGUUCGUAGAAAGUGGGAAGUGAUGAACAAAGUAUAUGCUGUUGCACUUAUUGACUCUGAACAUCAUGUAGGACACCAGCUGGGGAGUGACAUUCAGUUAUUAGCAUGGAUAAAGCACCACUGCCGUGAAUGGGUAACAAGCCCGAAGCCUUUGGAUAAACCUGCAGCUACUGUUUUGAAAAAGGAGUUUCCUAUGGUUUCUGCUGGUACAGAAAAACACAACUUAGCCCCUUCCUCUAGCCUUCAGUCAAUUUUUAAAUACUUUAGAAAAGCUUUGAAAGCCAAAGAAGCUAUUAAUUUCUCUCAAGUGCCAAUAGUCACUAGAAGCUCCACAAAAAGAAAGCAAAGUACUUAAGUUACUUUUUUGUUAUCUAAGUUUUUUUUUGUCCCACUGAAACUUUGCUAAUGUGGUGCUAGAAGAAAAAAACACUUCCGGCUCAUAUGCAGUAUUAUGUUCUGGCUUGAAAAUAUGAUGUUACCUUUUUAAAAAAGUGAAAAUGGUCUCUUUUGUAGCCUACUGAUGAAUCAGUGAGUACCGUCAUGAAUAUUUUACAGUACUAGUCAAAUCCAAUUACUCAAAUUAGAGAAUCUUUUCUUUUGAAAAAAUGUCUUAUGGUUUAGAGUGACACCAAAACUAUAGUUGAUAGAAAUUAAAUAUUAAGU
This is a messenger RNA of Phacochoerus africanus (Common warthog), 2059 nucleotides long. Its product is annotated as putative protein FAM172B. Bases 618 to 1751 code for a protein of 377 amino acids. The record is from RefSeq and is a predicted model, not a curated record. Lineage: Eukaryota; Metazoa; Chordata; Mammalia; Artiodactyla; Suidae. Gene Ontology annotation, cellular component: nucleus. Gene Ontology annotation, molecular function: siRNA binding. The transcript is spliced from 3 exons. Gene Ontology annotation, biological process: regulatory ncRNA-mediated heterochromatin formation.